CGCUUUUCAGGUUCUCCAUUUUCGCUUCGUCUUCUUCUUCGUCGUCCUCAUCGUUACUGGCAUAUCCAGAGCUGCAGAGAAACAUGUUCUAUUGAGACUGCUCCGACAAAACGUUUUCUGUGUUUCUUCGUGAUUAAGUUGUCUCUUUGAACGUGUCUUCUUCACAAACAUCGCAUAGUGUCAGUCGAGGUGAAUUGCACAAAUAUGAAGUUCGGGAAACUGUUCAAGAAGCAAAUGGUCCCUGAAUGGAUUGAAGCUUAUAUGGAUUACGGUGGCCUGAAGAGAAUUCUCCGAGAAAUAUCGAGUUACAAGCAGAGUAAGCAGCUUGGAACGUCUUACAGAGAAUUACAACAGAGAGCUCUUCAUCGAUCCUUCAGUGGCUUGUUGUGUCAGCCGAGGCAUACAGAUACUGCAGGGGACGAUGAGGACACAGUGAUAAUAGGAGUUCAGCAAGAUGAUUCUAGGAAUUUUUAUAGGACGAAUUUUCUGAGGAAAUUCGAAGGAGGAGGAGAAAUCGAAGAAACUUUCUUCAGAAAACUCGAUGAGGAGCUUAACAAAGUUGACAUAUUUUACCGAGACAAGGUGGAUGAAGUGGUGCAUGAAGCUGCUUUGCUCGAUAAACAGAUGGAUGCACUUAUUGCUCUGCGGAUCAAGGUUCAAAAACCUUGUGUCGAUAACCAGAAUCUGGAGAAACAUCCCUCUGAUACUGUCAUGACAGAUACACCCGAGAGCACGACGAGAAUCCCAGGUGAAAAUAUAGAGAUGGUGAAUGGUAUUGACAGAACUGCAAUUUCUGAAGAACAAGCCUUUAAUGUGGUGGCUGAUUCUGUCCCUGUUUUUUGUUAUGAUUAUGGUCACGAAGGGGAAAAUAGUACUGGCAACAAGCAGGAUCUCCACGAAAUACUUGAGCGCGUGAAAAUAAAAAAUUCACUCGAGUCUCCUAUUUCUACCUUAAAAGGGGUUUUCGGGGAUUCUAAGAAUGAAGAACCGAGUUUCAAGAAAGGACUAAGGAAAGCGGAGGAACAGUUGAGGCUUGUCUUUGUUGAAUUCUAUCACACACUCCGUCUUCUGAAGGAAUACAGUUUCAUCAAUCUCCUGGCAUUUUCAAAGAUCAUGAAAAAGUACGAGAAGAUAGCAUCAAGGAAAGUGUCCAGAAAUUACAUGAAAAUAGUGGAUAACUCGUUCAUUGGUAGCUCUGAUGAGGUAACCAGAUUAAUGGAGAGAGUAGAGGUUACUUUCGUCAAGUACUUUUCAAAUGCAGAUAGAAGAGAAGGUAUGAAGUGUCUACGGCCAAAAGUUAAAAGAGAAAGGCACAGAGUUACCUUCUUUUCAGGUUUCUUUUCUGGUUGUUCCAUUGCUCUGAUUAUCGCUGUUGUUUUCAAGAUAGAGAAUAGAAAGAUAAUGAAGAAGAACUAUGGUAUCCCUUACAUGACCAACAUUAUUCCCCUUUACAGCCUAUUUGGAUACAUUAUUCUGCAUAUACUCAUGUACGCAGCAAAUAUUUACUUCUGGAGGCGUUAUCGAGUCAACUAUACCUUCAUAUUUGGUUUCAAGCAAGGGACAGAAAUGGGUUACAGAGAAGUCUUCCUGGUCGGCACUGGUCUUGCAGUGCUUGCCUUGAUCUGUUUCCUUGUAAAUUUGCAGCUCGAUAUGGGCUGGAGAAUAAAAGAUCACAAGACACUAUCUGAAGCUAUGCCUUUAAGUUUGGUUGCUAUUGUUCUAGUCAUACUCUUUUGUCCUCUCAACAUCAUAUACCGUUCAAGUCGAUUAUUCUUCAUACGAUCUCUAACUCGCUGCGUUUUUGCCCCUCUUUACAAGGUUAGGCUUCCAGAUUUUUUCUUGGCUGACCACCUAACCAGUCAGGUACAGGCCAUAAGGAGUUUUGAGCUUUUCAUUUGCUACUACGGUUUAGGAGAAUACAUGCAGAGGCACAAAAAGUGCCACAAGCAUGGUGUCUAUAAUGUCUUUUACUUUGUUGUUGCUGUUAUACCAUACUGGCUUCGCUUUCUCCAGUGCAUCCGGAGAUUAUGUGAAGAGAAAGAUUCCAUCCACGGAUACAACGCUCUGAAAUAUCUUUUAACAAUCAUUGCCGUCGUCAUAAGAACAGCGUUUGAACUGAAAAAGGGUCGUAAAUGGAUGAUUUUGGCUCUUAUAAGCUCGGGCAUUGCAACAGUGAUGAAUACCUUCUGGGAUAUCAUAAUAGACUGGGGAUUGCUCCGUAGGCAUUCCAAGAAUGCUUACCUAAGGGAUAAACUCUUGGUGCCUCGCAAGAGUGUCUAUUUCGCAGCCAUGGUGCUGAAUGUGAUACUGAGAGUAGCAUGGAUGCAGCUGGUGCUGGAGUUCAACAUGAGAUCGCUUCAGAAAAUCGCAGUAUUAACCAUCACUUCCUGCUUGGAGAUUGUUCGUCGUGGUGUUUGGAGCUUCUUCAGAUUGGAAAACGAGCACUUGAACAAUGUCGGAAAAUACAGAGCCUUCAAAUCGGUUCCACAUCCCUUCGAUUACUACGAUGAUGAUGAAACUGACAAGGAUGACUGACCAAAACUCCCCUGCCUGUUCUUU
Molecule: messenger RNA, 2559 nt
Organism: Tarenaya hassleriana
Lineage: Eukaryota; Viridiplantae; Streptophyta; Magnoliopsida; Brassicales; Cleomaceae
Product: phosphate transporter PHO1 homolog 10-like
Biological process (GO): phosphate ion transport; cellular response to phosphate starvation
Cellular component (GO): trans-Golgi network; Golgi apparatus; cytoplasm
Molecular function (GO): inositol hexakisphosphate binding
Source: RefSeq, a predicted model, not a curated record